Babesia bovis T2Bo is the source of this 3040-nucleotide messenger RNA. RefSeq lists its product as uncharacterized. Gene Ontology annotation, biological process: mRNA export from nucleus; nuclear-transcribed mRNA catabolic process, nonsense-mediated decay. Lineage: Eukaryota; Apicomplexa; Aconoidasida; Piroplasmida; Babesiidae. Bases 41 to 3016 code for a protein of 991 amino acids. The transcript has a single exon. Gene Ontology annotation, molecular function: mRNA binding; RNA cap binding. The record is from RefSeq and is a predicted model, not a curated record. Gene Ontology annotation, cellular component: nucleus; nuclear cap binding complex.
AUCAAACACAUACAUUAGUAAUCAAAUGAUCUACUAAGAAAUGGAUAUUGUGGAUGUCGAAAUCGACGAUCGAGGCGAUGCGCUCGAACAUUUCGACGAAGAACGUAUCGGUAAACUGAAUCAAAAGCAGUCGAAUAGGCAUAGUAAUACACACGAAUCGGAUGAACGUGUUAUCAAUGAUGAAUCACGGUCCAUUGAUUAUCACGACGAUGGCCAAGAAAAUAGUUUUGGACACAUAAGUGCUGAUGAUCAUAAUGUUAGCAUUCAUAAGGACGGACGUGAUACACAUAAGGGAACUUAUGAAAGUAAACGGUCGAUGAAACGUGAUAGAUCACGUUCCGUGGAAUAUAAUGAUCAUAGGCAUGGUAGUAGACGCGAUGGGAAUAAUUACCAAAAAUACCGACGGAAAAACUAUCCUAUGGACAAUAGAAGUAAGGGUAUGCAUGGUAGACCGAAUCGUUGGAACCCCGAGACCGCACGCGCAAAGCGCUGGGAUGUCAAGAUCAUUACAAUUUUGGACACCUUUGACACAGCAAAAGAAGAUAUAUUGUCUCUUAAAGAUGCAUUUAUGGAAAUUGGAGAUACCAGUAAACCAGCAAUAGGCACAUUCGAACAAGCUGUCGAAGCAUUCCCGGUAAAAACAGCGGCUUAUGCAAGUGUUUUAGGACUUCUAAGGGCAAAUAAAAUGGCCAAUCUUUCUGAGCAAAUAAUGCAACGUGUACUCCAUAAUUUUGGAUCUUACCUACAAGCCGGAAACAGAAUCGCUGCAAUACACGCAUUGAGGUUCCUCAUUGGUUCACAUUGCUCAGGUAUCACCUCGUGUGAGGUCUAUAAGGUAAUUCUAACUAUGCUAAGACUUGCAAAGGAAUUACAAAAUGGAGUGUAUAGUAAACAAAAGGAUUUUGUUGAUGCCAUUGUUGCCGCAGACAACCUAAUGUACAUAGUUAUGGCUAGUCUACCAUGGUUUAGUCGUGACGAAUACAAGAGACAAGUGGAACCAAUAAAUGCCAUAUGCAACGAAAUUUUUGCAUAUAAUGACAAAAGGAACGAAAAAUUGCAAAAUGUAAUCAGGGAUCUAGAAUCACAGUCAGACCCAGUGAAUCCGGAUGAGGUACAUAACCCCUAUGCAUACAUCGCAUCAUACAGAGUUUACCUGAAUGAAGUGCCACUUUCAGAUAGGUUCACAGCAGGUGUAGCUUGCUUGCAGUCAUUAAUACAAGAUGAUUGGACAAAUGUCACCACGUACAGAUUCUACCAGAGCAAAGGGAUAGUGGAACAUAUCACGCAACCGGUGGAAGACGUAACCGUAAAUGAAGAUAUUACUAAUAUAACACACGAAAUCUUAGAAGCGGUUCUAAACACGGAUCCCAAAAAACUAGUUGAUUUCAAGCCUGUACCGUGCUUUCCCCUGAGCUUCACAACCGAACAGAGUACUGCGAAUCAAGUCGCUCAACAUGAUAAAUGGAUAUUCGAAGAACACGUAGUGCACACAGUAUAUGCAUUCAUGGAUGAUGCGACAAUGUGUGCCAAGCAACUGCUUAAUAUACCCUUUAAUGACGAAUAUGCUGAACAUGCCAUUGUAGGGACCCUGGUAAAUAUGAUGCUGUCACCUUUUUACAAGAACCAUUACACAAUGUUCGGUGUCCUUGUUAUACAGCACAUGUGCAACGUACAUCCGAAAAUUGAAACAAUAUUUCACAGCGUAUAUUCUCAAAUCGCAGAUAACAUUGGAGUAUUUGAUCCUGCGGUCGUUGAAAGUAUUAUAACCAUUGGCGCCUACUGGUUCAGCGUAGAGUUCUGCAAGGUGAGGAAGGAAUCCCCGAAAGUGCAGCAAGAAGACGUGGAAAUGGACGAUAACAUUCAUGUCGACCAACCGUCAAGCGAAGAAGAAACCAAAGAAAAGAUUAGACUUAAAAAUCAACUGCUUUUCAGCAUAAUGUUCAAAAAUGUUGAUCCGUCCCCUUUUAAUUUCAAUCAGAGGCUUCUGGACAGUAUAUCAAGGCUUGUAUACAUGGAUAGACUGCUUGCAUUCUCACCAGCGGGACUCAAAGACAGUAUAACUGCCGUUGUGCAGCCUGCAAUGGUCAACCUGCAACAAGCACUGCGUAACAAGACAGUGGAACACAGGAUGUUCAUUAAUCUAUUGCAUUUUAAUAAACUCACGACGGAGGAGAAUGAACUGAGAAAUCGACGCAUAAUCGGAUUUAUCGGAAACCUUGUAGGAAAGGAGCCAUUAAAAGAGCUGCCAACCAACCUUUUUGCCGAGGAUAAAAUGCCCGAUGUAGAGAUGGUUGAUGACAAAGAUGGACAACCCACUGUAAAAACAUGGAGCAGAGAUGAACUCAUACUCAUAUUCUGGGAAUCAGUGCUGUUAUUCGGAAAUAAGUCCCUGACACAUUUAUUGCGUCUUAUAGAAUUCCACGGAGAGGUAUUGAAGAACUUUAUAUCCGAGGAACAGAACGGAGCUUUCGAGGACUCGAUAUCCUUUAAAAUAAUGGUACUUACCCGUGAAACCCUAAAAACCGAUACCAAGAAAUUUGAAUUGGUGAUAGACAAUCUUAUACGGGAAGGUAUAUUACCACCCGCGGAUGUAUGUCGAUAUGUAUUCAGGGGAUACCCUAGCACUGAAUUCUUCUCUAACCACGCAUUCUGUCUGAUGCAAAAUGCAUUCGCAUUUGUCAGGGGAAACAUAGAGUCCGUAAAGGCACGCAUGGCCAAUGAAGCUAUACACAAUGAAACGUUGCAGACUACUUUACAAAGUCGCAGGCAUAUCAUGUGCAAUCUAACCAAACUUGUUAUGGAACUCACCAAUAACAUUUUAAUGCAGGGAGUGGAUCGUCAACAAGAAUGUGUCCUCAGUAGCAUAGUUAGAAGGCUGCUUUUGACGAGAGAAUGCGAUGCAGAAAUGCUUCUAGCCGUAUAUAAAGAAGCCUUGGAAAGAAACUUCCAUAAUGCCACUAUAGCAGCCAUCAAGCUAACGAUGAACACAUACUAUGUACGAAUGGCAGCACAAUGACAACUUAAUAUAGUAUUUACGAUU